UAUUGUGGAUGUUAAAAUAAUGACGUAAUUGAAAAACCAAACGCUGGACAGGAACCACAAUUCCCAAGAUGCACUUGCAAUUAACUGGACAGGGGGAAGGGAAGCUGUCAAACUGAGAUUGGAGGGAGAGAAAUUGAGAUUUCAGUUGUUCAUAACGACCAGUUGGGCUGGCACAUGGUAUGACCACCCCCUACUGGUAGCAUCCUGUCAGGAGAAGAUUUUCAUCUCCCGUUGUCAUCACUGGUCACAAACAACCCAUAGCCUUUGGACAUCAGGCACCAACAUUGAUGUCCACCCCUGAAGACCGAGUCUUAGGGACAUAAGAUACCGCCUGUUUUUAAGACAGAGGACAGUAACUUUCACAUAAGCCAACAGCUGGGUUCUCACCAUCAAAGAGCACAAGUGACUGUGGAGUGGAUGUAGCUACGCUGCUGUGCUGAUACCAAGGUGGCCCUCAGGUUCCCAAGUGCCAAAGCAAUGAAGAGUCCAGGCCAGGCAGAGGCCAGCCCAGCCCAGCAGUGCCCAUACCCAGUCCUGGACUCUCUGAUGGGGGAGGAGACUCGCUUGCCUGGGAGAUCCACAGAGGCAAGGAAGUAGAGAGAGGCCCACUGGCGUCCUCCAAUCAGCGGUCAGGGACAGAGACCAAGACGUUUUAGACAAUCAGGUGUCCGGGGGGAGCAGCUUUUGACACAACACCCUCGUCCACAGAAUAUUAGAACAGCCACCUGGCUGCAGGGUCGCUGUGUAGAGUUAGAGACGGCUAUAUAGACUCUGAGGUUUUACCACAGACUCGUUUGUUCUCCGUUAAAAGAAGAGGAAACAAAACCAGGUUGUUCCCGAGGAACACAUGCUUGCCUGAGAUGAAGUAGCUCCGUUCAGUGAAAUAAAUCCGUUGGACGGGACCCACUGCGCGUAUGUGUGUGUGUGUGUGAGAGAGACAGAUAAAGAGUGAGAGAGAGAGAGAAGCUUCUACAGACAAUUUGAAGAGACAGUGUUUGGACAGAGCACGACAGAGUGUCGGACCAAACGCCAUGGGGGAACAAGCUACGACCACUCUGACCGCCUCGCUCUCAGCCCACGAAACCAGAGGACUGUAAGAGGGCGCAACCGGGAUCACGAACACACACUUCUUCACACACGCGCGCACGCCAAAACUUAUGCAAUGGAAGGAGACGUUGGUGUCGUUGGGGUGUACGCAGAGGGUCUGAAUGGUUUGUCCCAUGAAUGUAAACCGACAGAGGAAUUCUCCAAUGGCCACUCCCACCUCAAACCUGUCAUGAAUGGGCAGACGCUGGGUCACAGUGUCAAAGACCACACCAACGGAAACUCCCAGCUAACCCUGCUACCUAUUUCAGCUUUGAAGCAGAAUGGUCUUCUACAGACGCUGGCUGCUGGAGGGGAGCAGCUCAUGACUGAGGAGGAGAACACAGAGCUGGAGCAGGCAAGGGAUGAGUGGGAGGCUCUUGAGAACAUCCAACCAGCACUCAGUGAGGACUCCUGUCCCACUCCUCUAAUCUCCUUCAACGAGGCCCUGCAACACUUCCAGACCACAGACUUGGGAGAGCUGCUGAAGAACAUCCAGCCCACCGUGCGCAGGUCGGGGCUAGCCGCCCUCACACACUUCCUGUUUGGCCCGCCGCGAAUUCACCGAGAACUGCUCGAGGAGAGGGACCUGGUCUUUGCCAUCGCACAAUGUUCCCUUGACAACAGCCAGCCAGUGCACAUGCGUGUGCUGCAGACGGUGUACAAGCGUCUGACCGGCAGCAGGCUGGACUGCCCGCGCUACGGAACUCACUGGGAGACUAUCGGCUUCCAGGGUACGGACCCAGCCACUGACCUGCGUGGUACGGGCUUCCUUGGACUGAUGCACACCCUCAACCUGGUGAUGGACCCUGAGACUCUUCCUUUAGCCAGGGACAUCUACAAACUCUCCCAGCACCCUACGCAGAACUUUCCGUUCAGCGUGAUGUCCAUCAACAUGACGCGCAUCGCUCUGCACGCGCUCAGAGAAGAGGCGCUGUCCAAGGAGUGUAACCGUCGGCAGCAGGUGGUGGGGGUUCUGAAUGAGUUCUACGUGGCUACCUUCCUGCACCUUCACCAGCUGUGGAAGAGCCAACAGAAGACCAUCUCAGAUUCGGGCUUCGUGCUCAAAGAAGUGGAGAUGUUCGCCAAAAAGAACCCCAAGCAGAUGCUGCGCCGCCUGGAGCUCUUCCUGAAGGAGAGGCGGUCGGGUGGGGCUCCCCGGGGCCCCUCCCCUGACCCCCAGGGCCCGCAGCGCUCGCCCUGCCUGGAGGAGCAGGGCUCCAGCUCGCGGGGGAAGGAGAUGCACUUCACCGGAGUGUGUGACCUGCCACCUGACAUGGAGGGGGAGGCUCGGCUCAUAUAAGCUACAGAGGGAACGAGAGAAAGUGUGUGUGUGUGUGUGUGUGUGGACAGUGUGUG
Messenger RNA from Osmerus eperlanus (European smelt), 2442 nucleotides. It is a transcript of the gene elmod3, whose product is annotated as ELMO/CED-12 domain containing 3. Lineage: Eukaryota; Metazoa; Chordata; Actinopteri; Osmeriformes; Osmeridae. Bases 1163 to 2386 code for a protein of 407 amino acids. The record is from RefSeq and is a predicted model, not a curated record. The transcript has 13 exons.